Messenger RNA from Chilo suppressalis (striped riceborer), 1010 nucleotides. NCBI's taxonomy places the organism in Eukaryota, Metazoa, Arthropoda, Insecta, Lepidoptera, Crambidae. The record is from the annotation of a GenBank genome assembly.
CAAGAUCGCUUCUGCCGACGGAAUAUUUAGGCCUACUUUUUGAAGCGUCAAUUGGUUUUAUUAAGAAUGAUUCGAUCACCUGCGAAUAAACAAGAUAUUACCUAUGGAUCCGCUCCUGACCUGAGUGAAGUCAAGGAGGACGAUAGUCCGGAUAACAUAAACAAUAUUUUUCGGUCAAAUAAAAGACGUCGUUGCGAAUGCAGUGGCUCAGAAGAAUCAACACUGGACUCUUUUAUAAAGUCCCUUACGAUAUGGAAAAAAGAUACGGAUACAAUGCUUUCUAAUAUUCAGGAGUCUAUGAAUGUCAUUAAAAAACAAAAUGAUGAAUUAUUAACUUCUAACUCAGAGAUCGAAAAAUCAAUCGAAUUUUUAUCAAUAAAAUACGACGAGAUUCACAACCAACUAAUGUGUUUCCAAACAAAAACCAAAGAGAACGAGGAACGUUUUUUGCGUAUGGAAGAAAAGACGGAAGAACUUGAGAGGAACUCCCGCUCCAGCACUUUGGAGAUACGUAAUAUACCUAUACCAAAGAAUCCGUCUCAAGCUGACCUCGUGCAGAUAGUGACACCUAUCUUUAAAACAAUUUGUGUGGAGGUUACACACUCGGACAUAUUUGAUAUACGUCACUUUUCUUCAAAAUCAGAAAAUAAAACCGUUUUAGUGACAUUGAAUUCUGUAAUACUGAAAAACAGUAUUAUUAGGUCUUACAGGGAAUACAAUAAAACUAACCCCACUAACAGACUAAAUACCUCAGUCAUUGGAUCGGAAGUACCUCACCAACAGAUUUUCAUAGCUGAAAAUUUAACCCCUCGUGCACGACGUUUGUUUCACCGGGCUCGUGAAUUUGCGAAACAAGAAAACUAUAAAUAUUGCUGGACCGCACACGGGAAAAUUCUUUUACGUAAGCAGGAUAAUGAUAGAUUCAUUGUUUUAUCGUCAGAAUCUCAGUUUAAUGAGCUCCAGUCAAAAAACUAAUUUAUACAUUAGUUAUAAGUUAUGUCACUUUAAAC